GCCUCAGCUUGCUCUCUGUGUAAGACUCAGUGGAUCUGAUCAGUCUGCUUGGUGUAUCAGGACUGUGACUCACACUGCCACAACUUCUCUCUGUGAAACUCAAAACACACUCUGUCUUCACUGUUAAAAUGUGUGUGUGCAGAAUGAAACAGCCUCAGAAUAAAUGAUCACUGCACAUAUUUAUCUUCACUUCUGAUGAUUCCGGUGUUCAGAGCAGAGUGUGUGGGAGCAGCGGAGAUCACACAGCCCCCUGCUCUCCCUCUCAGUGCCUCCCUCUCCCUCUCUGGGUGAUCGCCUCAGUGCCGCUGACUGUGUGUUGGACUCCGGAGCGUCACCCCGACCUGACGCACUCUUGUUCCAGCCCGCAGCUGUCACCAUUACGUCAUGCGUAUUGGCCCGUGGCAGAGAGAGGCAAACAACGCGAGAGAGGGAGAGAGAGAGAGAAAGAGGGGGAGAGAGAGAGAGAGAGAGAGAGUUGGACCCCUGCGCUCUGCUCCAUCGAUCCGCAGAGGCGCACAGAGGAGCUUCUAUCCGACGCUGGCCACAGUUUCUGAGCUUUGGUUUUUUUCAGGGGGAUGCCAAGUGUGGAUUGGGUGUUUGAAACAUGCUGCUGGGCACUUUGGUAGUGGUUGCGAUCUGCCUGUGGGGUACUGAUGUGAGCAGAGCCUAUGUGUUUCAAGCCAGCGGGCCUGCAGAGGGAGGAGACAACCCACCGCCUCACACUAAAGUCAUCUCAGAGUGGGUCAGCUCAGCAGGCUCCUGUAAGGGGAGGUGCUUUGAGCUGGAGGAGGCCAAACCUCCAGGAUGCAGAUGUGACAAUCUGUGUAAAACCUACUACAGCUGCUGCUCUGACUUCGACGAACACUGUCUAAAAACAGCGGGAGGUUUCGAGUGCACUCAGGAUCGCUGUGGGGAGGAGAGGAAUGACGACCAUGCCUGCCACUGCUCAGAGGACUGUUUGGAGAGAGGAGACUGCUGCUCCAACUACAAGUCACUCUGCAAAGGUGAGACUUCAUGGGUGCACGGUGACUGUGAGGAGAUCAAGAGUGCUGAAUGUCCCGCAGGCUUCAUCCGUCCUCCCCUCAUCAUGCUGUCUGUCGACGGGUUCAGAGCCUCCUACCUGAAGAAGGACAAAUCUGUCAUCCCCAACAUUCACAAGCUCAGAUCGUGCGGCACAUCAGCGCCCUACAUGCGACCCGUCUACCCAUCAAAGACCUUCCCAAACUUAUACACCCUAGCUACAGGUCUUUACCCAGAGUCCCACGGGAUUGUGGGGAACACCAUGCAUGACCCGGUGUUUAAUGCCACCUUCAGCCUGCGCACCAGAGAGAAACUGAACCACCGGUGGUGGGGCGGACAGCCAAUCUGGAUCACGGCGGAGAAGCAGGGAGUGAAAGCAGGAACUUUCUUCUGGCCUUGGGUGAUUCCUCUGGAGAGGAGGAUUCUGACGAUCCUGCGUUGGCUGCACCUGCCUGAUAAUGAGAGGCCGUACGUCUACGCUGUCCACUCGGAGCAGCCCGAUACCUACGGACAUCGACUGGGGCCGCUCAGCAGUGAGCUGGACAACCCUCUGAGGGAACUGGAUAACAUCAUCGGUCAGCUGAUGAACGGCCUGAAGCAGAUGAACCUGCACCGCUGUGUCAACGUCAUCAUUGUAGGAGACCACGGUAUGGAGGAGGCCCACUGUGACAGGACAGAGUUUCUCAGCAGCUAUCCUCUCAACAUAGACGAGAUCACGCUGAUCCCCGGCUCGCUGGGCAGAAUACGACCCCGCGACCCCAAAUCCACCACGUAUGACCCUAAAGUAGUUGUGGCAAACCUCACUUGUAAAAUGCCGACUCAGCACUUCAAGCCGUACCUGAAGCAGCAUUUACCCAAGAGGCUUCACUACGCCAACAACCGCAGGAUCGAGGACGUCCACCUGCUGAUGGAGAGGAAGUGGCACAUCGCCAGGAAAAUGCCAGAGAAACUGAGGACGCGUUGUGGUUUCUUUGGUGACCACGGAUUUGACAACAAGAUAACCAGCAUGAGGACGAUCUUUAUGGGCCACGGGCCGAGCUUCAAGUUCCAGAAAAGAGUGCCAGAGUUUGAGAAUAUAGAGUUGUACAACGUCAUGUGUGACUUGUUGGGGCUGAAGCCGGCCCCAAACAACGGGACACACGGCAGCCUGAACGACAUGCUCAAAGAGCCGCCGCACCAGCCCAGCAUGCCGGAGGAAGUCACACCGCCGUCGCUGGCGUCCGACACCGAGGUCACCGUGUCGCACGACCUGGGCUGCAGCUGUGACGAUGAGAACAAAGUGGAGGAGAUCAUUGAAUCCUUCAGUCCCGCACCAGAUGGACUCUACAGUUACAACAGCACCCACCUCCCGUUCGGUCGUCCCGCCGUCAUGUUUGACACUCAGUACAGUUUGCUUCAUCACGUGGAGUUCAUCAGUGGAUACAGCAAAGAGCUGGCCAUGCCUCUGUGGACAGCGUACACUCUGCCACGGCAGGAGGAGAUGACUCCUGUGCCGGAGGUCUCUCCCAGUGCUGCUCAGUGCAUCCGAGUCGACUCCAGAGUGUCGGCUGAUCACAGUCAGAGCUGCACCACCUACAACCAGAACAACCACCUCACCUACGGCUUCCUCUUCCCCCCAGAGCUGGCAUCGUCUCCUGAGUCCAGAUACGACGCUUCGCUCAUCACCAACACCGUUCCCAUGUACGCCGCCUUCAAGAAGAUGUGGAGUUACCUGCAGGGGACGCUGCUGAGACGUUACGCAGAGGAACACAACGGGGUCAACAUCCUCACUGGACCCAUCUUUGACUACAACUACGACGGCCUCCGUGACACCACAGAGAAGAUAAAAGAGUUCUCACCUGACGCACCACCCGUCCCCACCCACUUCUACACGGUUGUGACGAGCUGUCAGGAGCUGAACCAGACUUUGGAGGAGUGUGAUGGAGGGCUCAGGGUCUUCUCCUUCCUGCUCCCCCACAGACCAGACAACAGCAAAGCCUGCAAUAGUGCUGAGGAUGAGUCACAGUGGGUUGAAGACCUACUGAAGCUCCAUACAGCCCGAGUCCGAGAUGUGGAGAUCCUGACGGGCCUGGACCUCUACCGGUCCACCAACCUCACAUACACCAGCACCCUGAGCCUCAAAACCUACCUGCACACCUUUGAGAGUGAUGACUAGACACACAAAGAGACAAACACAACACAUACAGGAUGUAGCCAUUUAUAAAAGUUUUCACUACAUGCUCGCUGGACAGCCAGCGCAUCGUUGUUCCACUCCUGAGGAACUGCCAGGAAGUGCUUGGAAAGGGAAGCACAUUUUUUAAAUUUGAAAAGAUUAAAAUAACGGUUUGGCAAGAAGUAGUUUGAAGAUUGAAACAGGAAUAUUCAAUACUAUCCUUGAAAUCUGAGAAAGAAUAAGCUAGUACAGGAAUGAUGCAGGAUGGGGGACUUUUCUAACAGCUGCCUCUACAGUUUUCAUUAAUACACUAUAUAGAGUAUAUCCUCAAACACACAUAAAGGACCAUACCAGUGUUGUAGCUCCAUAAUUAUAAAUUAUGUAUUCUUCAUAUUCCUACUGACCAUCCAUGUUGUAGAAUCAAAACAACUUACCUGACUUUAAAUUGGCCGUAAAUGUGAAUGUGACCGUGAAUGGUCUCUAUAUGUCAGCCCUGUGAUGAGCUGGUCAUCUAUUCAGGGCUGGGAUUGGCUCCAGACUCCCUGCGACCCUUAAGGAUAAGUGGUAUGAUGGAAGGAGGAAUAAUGUUUCCUUUCUUAUAAAAAUCAAUUGGUAAGCAAGGAAUAUGAUUAUUAUGAAGUACACAGUUUCAAACAGACCUUUAAAUUAGAUUUACAUGCCAUAUGGAAAUAAACAGAGGAUAACUGCUGCCAGAAAAGUUUUUAAAAUAUGAAAGUCUACAGCAGGGUUGAAUCAUUUUUAGUUAAUAGGCUAAAACAUACAAAACUGCUGGUAUGGUUCUGUAAAGGAAUAGUUUGACAUUUUGGGAAAUAUACUUAUUCUCUUUCUUGUUGAGAGUUAGAUGAGACUGACACUGCUCUCAUGUCUUUAUGUAAAAUAUGAAGCUGGAGCCAGUAGCAUGGCUUAGCAUAAAGAUUGGAAACAGCUAACCCGGGUUUGUCCGAUUCAAUCUGUCUAUCAGCACUCACCAGUUAACACAUGAUAUAUCUUGCUUGUUUAACUUUAGAAGGAAUGGGCGGAUGUUGUGGCCUUUGGAUAGAGCUGGGUGAGCCAUUUCGCCCCAGGUUCCAGUCUAUCUGCUAAGCUAAGCUAAGCUAAACUAACCCUCUCCUGGGUGUAGCUUCAUAUUAAAAACACACAAGAAGGCUAUCAAUAUUCUCAUCGAACUGGAAAAAAAAAGAUUCCUCUAAAACAACAUGCAAUAUACAUAUACACAUAUAGAACAUACUCAUACAGACACACAGAACACAACAUGUGAACACCAGGGUCAGAAAAUAACCAGAGGUUUUAUGAAGUUUUCAAAACUUCUGGCAUCAAUCGAGAAUUAAAAAAAGUAAAUAAUAUGGUAAAAGAAACAGGGGAACAGCCCCAUCCCGCUUUUCCUUGCUGACAUUUUCCAGCAGCGGGUAAGUACAAUUAAAUUUCUCCUGAAAUGCUCAUAAAUGAAGAAGAAAUAGCAGUUACUUUCUAACCCUGGUGCAGACACGAACAUGUUUGUACUUAUUUCACCCACAUGCAGCAACUGUAACAGUUUUCUCUGUUUCCACAUCUCUGUUGCACUCAUCUCUCCUUCUCUCCCUCUGUCUCAGCUGAUCAUCUAGGUGUAUAUUUUUAUACAAUUUUUCAUAUUUAUUAUGUAGCAUCAUGAUAAUAACAGCACCUAGUGUUACAGUAUUAAUCCAGUGUAACAGGUCCCCAUUUACUGUAAUAAUAUAGAAAUAUAUCACUGAUAUUGUGGUUUUUUUCAAGGAGGUGACCAGACUGAUGCUGCUGAAAAGGAGCAUGAUUUUGUUUUAAAUAUGGGUCUUAUAUUUUAUACAUAUAUAUUAGCAUGAUAAAAGUUUACCCAGCAACUUUGUUGUGGAGAUGCAGACACACAACAAAAGGUUUAUGAGUCUGAGUCAGGCUUUGAAACAUGUCAAGUUUAAAUCCACAACCACUCACAGCAUUUGGAGGUGAAACUUAACAUUCCUAAAACUUUUCAUAUAAACGUCUGUUUCUGUGCAAGUCUGUGUACUGUACGUACCUAGCUAUGGUAAGUUUGGUAGGUCAAUAAAAAAAAAAAACUGAUGGUGAACUUUUCUAGAGAAGUGCUGACUUGCAGACACACCUAACUGGCACUUGGAAACUCUCCCACUCAUCACUCUAUAAACUGCAUUGUUCAGGAUCAAGAAGUUAUGAGUAAGUCUCUCUCCCAGUCUGUCUUUCAAUGUCCACGUGGUCAAAUAUAGUAGAAGACCUGCAAUCAUCUGUGAUCACUUGGUCCCUGUGUUUCUGCAAAAUGACUAAAGCCUGCUAAAAGUUGCCACAGUCACCUCAUCCAACUUCCUGCGUUCACACAUGUAACUCUGCACAGAUAAACGCAGUCAGAACAUGUCUUUUUUUCAAGUUUGGAAUUUACGUUCAUAAAGUUACACUGAUGAGUUAACAUAGCUAGCUUCUAUGGUAAUCAGUAGAACACAUAAAUAAUCAAAAUAUCAAUAAAGUGACCUAGGAGCUUGCCAAGCUGUAGAUGAAGCCAUGUUUAUUCCUGUAGUCUUUCAAAUAAAAUCUCUAGAGAACUGAAAA
Molecule: messenger RNA, 5761 nt
Organism: Lates calcarifer (barramundi perch)
Lineage: Eukaryota; Metazoa; Chordata; Actinopteri; Centropomidae
Gene: enpp2l
Product: ectonucleotide pyrophosphatase/phosphodiesterase family member 2
Exons: 25
Coding region: 605-3175 (856 amino acids)
Biological process (GO): immune response; phosphatidylcholine catabolic process
Molecular function (GO): scavenger receptor activity; polysaccharide binding; phosphatidylcholine lysophospholipase A1 activity
Source: RefSeq, a predicted model, not a curated record